Molecule: messenger RNA, 2094 nt
Organism: Acipenser ruthenus (sterlet)
Lineage: Eukaryota; Metazoa; Chordata; Actinopteri; Acipenseriformes; Acipenseridae
Product: cation channel sperm-associated protein 3-like
Exons: 1
Coding region: 1654-1971 (105 amino acids)
Biological process (GO): transmembrane transport; monoatomic ion transport
Cellular component (GO): membrane
Molecular function (GO): monoatomic ion channel activity
Source: RefSeq, a predicted model, not a curated record
GACUCGGCAGUGCUGUGAUAAACAGCGUUGCUCGGAGGGACUCGGCAGUGCUGUGAUAAACAGCGUUGCUCGGAGGGACUAGGCAGUGCUGUGAUAAACAGCGUUGAUCGAGGUGACUCGGCAGUGCUUUCUGUAGUGCUGUGAUAAACAGCAUUGCUCGGAGGGACUCGGCAGUGCUGUGAUAAACAGCGUUGCUCGGAGGGACUCGGCAGUGCUGUGAUAAACAGCGUUGCUCGGAGGGACUAGGCAGUGCUGUGAUAAACAGCGUUGAUCGAAGUGACUCGGCAGUGCUUUCUGUACGUGCUGUGGUAAACAGCAUUGCUUGGGGGGACUCGGCAGUGCUUUCUGUAGCGCAGUUAUAGAUUGCUGGCAGGACUAUCCCAUCGCUAGGCAACCGUCCGACCCCUCAAUCCGCUCUCAUAUCGGAGGAGGAGAAGUUUAUAAAUUAAAGAUUAAUAACCUUUGUUUAUUUUCUAUAGGUAUAGGUGUAUUCAUCUCAUGCUUAUUAUCAGUGUCUGAAAUUGACCAACAAGACGAGACUAAAUGACUAUAAACAAAUACAUAAAUAGAAAUCUGUAUGUGCUCGAAGCUACAGGAAGUGGUAACUCCAGAGACACUGAAAUCUUACUCACUGGUGUAGUUUUGCUCUAUAGGUCUCAUUUUUAUCUGGUUCACCCAUUUGAAAUACCCAAUUCUAAUCUGAAUGCCACCUCAUUGCUGUAACCUUUACCGAUCAGGACUGAAGAUUUUAGGACGCUGUAUUGUGAUGUCACAAAGCUGCUUUAUGACCUCACAGCGCCACCCGAUACCUUGUGGUAGUGGAGUUUCCAGAAGGGUGCGCAUUCAAAGCCUGUGAGAUCUGGAGAUGGAACUGCACUCUGAGACUGAAGAAAGCACAACCACUCCCUUUUUUAUUCCCGGGGGACACAGCCAGAUAGCACUGAGGAGAUUCUCGGACUGGAACACGGAUGAGAGUCUGUCCACAUCAAGAAAGAAAGUGUAAGGAACAUACCAGUAACUGCUAACUUGUAUUUGUAUUCUUUAGCAGUUAAAUAAUGCACUCAUUGUACAUGAAACUUUGUUUUUGUGUUUAUUGUAACCCAUUAUGUCAGAUGGAAGAUAAUGAAAAGAUCGCAAUUUGGUCUUUGUUGCUACCCCAUGCUGUGAAGGGUUAAGUUCAUUAACUCUAUGGUAUUGGACCACAGCUGGGACAGCGGGCGUAUUAAGUAACCGAGCGGCUCAGAGCGAGAAUGUUGCCUUUCACUCAGAUCCCCGAUGGAAUCUGCUCUGUAGCUCUGAGCUGCUCAGGGGCGGAGCUGAGAGGGUUCUGUCACUGAGCAGCACACUUCACACAGCCAGUGUAUCUACCUGUGUGUCUUGUUUCUGAUUGCAUUCACUGUAAGUGUUAGGCACACUGUGUGACUCGGCGAUUUGUUACAGGAGAAGAGAUUUUGAAUUCCAUAACUAUGUUACCAGAAUUACCCAGAGAUCCCUGUUCAACGGGGUAAUCAUGACAACCAUUUUACUGAAUGCGCUUUUCAUGGCGCUGGAGACGGAUUAUGACCUUAAAUACCGACUCUUUGGGUUCUUUGAGGUGAGUAUCGAGCAGUAAAGUGGAUUCACGGCACGGCCUUUUGAAACCUGUUUAUAUAUAUGUACAGAGUGCAUGUGGAGGUAACCAGGUCAGGCUGUUUUGUGCAGAUUGUGGACCAGCUCUUCCAGGCGAUCUACACCAUGGAGUUCCUGAUGAAGGUGUAUGUUGAGUGGAGGGGCUACUGGAAGAGUGGCUACAAUGUGUUUGACGCCUUCAUCCUCGCCCUCUCCUUCAUCCCCAUGUUCAUGAACACGUCGGGGGCCAGUACCCGCUCUCUCAAGUCUCUGCGCAUGAUCCGAGCAGUCAGAACUCUGAGGAUGCUGAAGACUGUGUCCUUCAUCAGGGGCCUGCAGGUCAUCCACAGCUCCAUUGAGUAACAGUGCCAGUGUUCAUUCUGCACUUCCAUUGAGUAACAGUGCCAGUGUUCAUUCUGCACUUCCAUUGAGUAACAGUGCCAGUGUUCAUUCUGCACUUCCAUUGAGGCUUCAUUGAGUAACAGU